Messenger RNA from Trichoderma citrinoviride, 1198 nucleotides. RefSeq lists its product as hypothetical. The record is from RefSeq and is a predicted model, not a curated record. Lineage: Eukaryota; Fungi; Ascomycota; Sordariomycetes; Hypocreales; Hypocreaceae. The annotation marks the transcript as partial. Gene Ontology annotation, cellular component: ubiquitin ligase complex; cytosol; nucleus. The transcript is spliced from 2 exons. Gene Ontology annotation, biological process: protein autoubiquitination; protein monoubiquitination; proteasome-mediated ubiquitin-dependent protein catabolic process. Gene Ontology annotation, molecular function: ubiquitin conjugating enzyme binding; ubiquitin protein ligase activity; cyclin binding.
UAUGGCGCAAUCAGACACCGCCAUCCGCUCCAUAUAUGCCGAGCUGCUCUCCAACAUCAGACAAGUGUCGGUCCGAGCCACGCUCUCGUCGCCGUCGGAUUCGACGACCAAGGCCGAGAUCCUCGAUGAUGGCCGCCGCAUUCAGGUGCAUCACAAAGGCGAAGUUAAAGCACUAGAUCUUCCAGCCAGUGUUCUCGUGCGCUCCACGAUUCCCAUACCGGGGAGCAGCUCGCAAGAGCUGGCCUGGAGGCUGCCAGUACCAGCCACCGAAACGCAAUCGACAAGAUUCUCUGCUGAGAACCAGUCAAUACCUUGGAGUUCUACGGACCUCAAGGUCGGUUCUAGUAUAUGUUGCCGGAAGUGCGGCGUUGAGAUUGUACAACGAGGCCGUAUAGAGUCAUGGAAAGAUUUACCCAGCGAAAACUGGGCAGAGAUGAUGGAGUUCUGGCACUGCCAUAAGCCUCACGACCACGGGCACGAGCAUCACGACGGCGACGCGCUGUCCAAGCGCGGAUACGGAGCCAAUAGCACAAUCACCGCCCAGCCUGGGAUCGGGUUUGUGGACCUCACUUCCUUGAUGUUUUCGGAGUCGGACUGUGACGGUCUAUCGUUCUCUCGCCCCAGCACGGAUUCCUCUUUCGAUACCAGCAAAGAAGCCAUUGACGGAGCUGAUCCAGUGAAGCCGCUGAGUAUCUCUUGCAAGGCUUGCGCUUCGGAAAUAGGACUAUUUAAUGCUCUGGCAUCAUCCAUAACCCUGUUCAAGUGGCAAGUGGCUUGCGAAACCGCUUCGCCCAGCAAGGCCCCAAGCAGCUCAGAGUGCCUGGCAGCGACUCUGAUAGCGACCAUAUCCCGGUCAGGCUCAUCGAAGUCGGUCGUGGCAUCACAUACGUUUGAUACAACUGCGCAGUUGGAACAGACCCAGUCUCUCAACCUCUGGGUACUCAAUGCCAAUGUCGUGUAUACAUCUACCUUGCGCGAAGGAAGACGGACGGCGAUCAAGAUUCUGUACCAAGAUAUUGAUGUAGAGCAAGGGAACAGCCUCGUCGAUUCCAUGACUUCAGGCGUCCAGGAAAUUAGCUUCCCAGCUGCUGCUAUCAAGACAGCUCGGCAGGUUCUCCAGGAGAGUAACAGCUUGAUGCCCGCCUCUGAGCGGCUAUUUCAGCAAUGGCAUGUCGGUUUACUAGAGCGUUGGGAAUAG